Molecule: messenger RNA, 1568 nt
Organism: Notolabrus celidotus (New Zealand spotty)
Lineage: Eukaryota; Metazoa; Chordata; Actinopteri; Labriformes; Labridae
Product: guanine nucleotide-binding protein subunit alpha-14-like
Exons: 7
Coding region: 199-1275 (358 amino acids)
Biological process (GO): action potential; adenylate cyclase-modulating G protein-coupled receptor signaling pathway; phospholipase C-activating dopamine receptor signaling pathway
Cellular component (GO): heterotrimeric G-protein complex
Molecular function (GO): GTPase activity; guanyl nucleotide binding; G-protein beta/gamma-subunit complex binding
Source: RefSeq, a predicted model, not a curated record
CCCUCCACCCGCCUCCCCGUGAAAUGCACCUGAACUGGAUCUCAGACGAGGAAGAAUGACGGCAUAAAGUCGCCACCUGUUCCGGGACGGUGGAAACCUCCUUGGCAAGUCCGAGAAAAAUAAAUAGUCUCUCAUUUCACUAAUCCUCGUCAGCUGUGGCGUAGAUAAUCUAAAAGCGGGUCGGAAAGUCGUAGAAAAAUGGAAUGCUGCCUGUCUGAGGACGAAGCGGAUAGACUGAGGAUAAACAAAGCCAUAGAGAAAGAAAUUAAAAACGAUAAAAAAAAGUCUAGGAGGGAGCUGAAGCUGCUGCUAUUAGGCACGGGUGAAAGUGGGAAGAGCACUUUCAUUAAACAGAUGAGGAUCAUCCACGGCAGAGGAUACAGUGAAGCUGACAGGAAAGCAUUCACUCGUCUGAUAUUUCAGAACAUUGUAACAGCCAUCCAGGCACUGAUCCAGGCCAUGAAGACUCUGCGGAUCGACUACAUUGAUGAUACGAACGCUAGUCAUGCAAAGAAGCUGAGCCAAGUAGAAGCAACCCAGGUGUCGACUUUGGAGGCUUGGCAGGCAGACGCCAUUAAGCGAGUGUGGAAUGACCACGGUGUUCAAAGGUGCUAUGACCGCAGGAGGGAAUUCCAGUUAUCUGACUCUGCCAAAUACUACCUAAGCGACUUGAACAGAAUCACAAGUCCAUUUUUUAUCCCCACCAAGGAGGACGUCCUGAGGGUCAGGGUCCCCACCACUGGCAUCAUAGAAUACCCCUUUGAAAUUGACAGGAAGAAUAACAAAGAUUAUAUUUUCAGGAUGGUGGAUGUUGGUGGUCAGCGCUCAGAAAGGAGGAAAUGGAUCCACUGUUUUGAAAAUGUCAACACCAUCGUUUACUUGGCCGCACUGAGCGAGUAUGAUCAAGUCCUUAUCGAGAGUGAAAAUGAUAAUCGUAUGAGGGAGAGCAUCGCCUUGUUCAAAACCAUCCUCUCCUACGAAUGGUUUAAAGAGGCCUCCAUCAUCCUUUUCCUCAACAAAAAAGACUUGCUGGAGGAAAAAAUCUCAAAGUCUCAUUUGGCAAACUACUUCCCAGCAUUUAAUGGGGAUAAGGGAGACAUCGAUUCUGCGCAAAAUUUCAUCUUGCGAAUGUAUAAGGAGCAGGGCGUUUGGCUUCACAGAUCCAUAUACACACACUUCACCUGUGCCACAGAGACAGAGAACAUCAAGACGGUCUUCAAGGACGUCAAAGACGCACUGCUUAAAAAACACUUCGAAGAGUUCAACCUGGAAUAAGAAGGUUACGGGACAAAGAGAUUGUUUCAGAAAGCUGCCAUAUGUUUGAACACUUGUGGACAUUUUAUCUGUUGUCUGCUGUUGAUUGCAACUCAUUCAAAAGCAUCAAAGAGAGGCAAUCAGACUGCAGAGUCAGGUAAGGCACAUUUAUCUCAGCCCUCGAAAGCACAUAUGUGCAAUUUCUUGAAACAGUUUGUCAAAAGAAAACAUGGACAAUCACAAAGCAGUUUAAUUUUGUAGCACACUGUUGCAGAAGGGUUUCUUUUAUUCCAUUAAAUUGUUGGCAGAGAUCA